AAAACAUUGCUAAAAAAAACUAGUUGUCGUAGUAAAAGGUAGGCAGCUGUUGGGUCCGAAGAUGCCUCAUUAGAAGUAUAACAACCGCUUUUGUGAAGAGGCUUCCUGUUGGUACUGCGACAUCAACGGUCUUCGAUAUGGUUGUUCCCGGUCGGACCGCUGCUGGGAGCGGGCGACCGGGAGACGGGGCGAAACCGGAGAAGAUGGCAGAUGAGGAGGAUACGGGGCAGGAGACAGCUGCUGUCUCUCCCCCAGCGAGUCCUCCGAAAACCCGGCCUUACUUCGCCUCCUUCUCCGAGAGCGUCCAGCCAGCAGUCGGCAUGAUGAGCCAACUACUUUCCCAGCCGUCGUCCCUUAAAUUCGACAAGAACAUCAAGCAGGCCUUCUACAACACGGGGGCUAUGAUCUUCGUGGCUAGCUGUUGCGGAGCCACUGUCCUAGUUUACUUUAUUCUGGAAGCCUUCCUCCGGCCGUUGCUGUGGGCCGUGCUGUGCGGCACCUUCCUCCACCCCUUCAAGCACUCCCUGGCCCGCCUGGGCCGGUCGUGGCUGAGCGGCCUCCAGGAUACUGGGACGCCCAUCGUGGUCGGGACGCUGCUGGUCCCCGUGUGGUGUGUCAACCGUGGGAUCGAUGCUCUGGGGAAACUGGUACUGGAGCGGCUCACUGUGCUGCUGGUGAUCGGGGCAGGGGCCCCGCUGAUCUACUUCUUCUACCUGUUCUGGAGAGUCAUCGGCAUGGAGGUGAUCAUCGGGCACGUUUGCACAGUAAUCGGGAGCGCGCUGGACUGCUUCCACUCCGUAUGGGUGUGCACGGUGGUGGGGGGUUACAUGUUGGCGGUAGCCUUCAAGUGGAGCCCUAGCACGGAGCGCUACCUGCGGGCCGUGUCUGUACCUGUCUGGGCUGUCCUCCUCUUCUACCUCGUGUCUCUCACCGGCUCGUGGAGAGUCCCCAUAUUUGUGGUCGUAGUCAUACUGCUGGCUGUGGGUUCGCAGGAGAAGCCACCAGCCCCUGGCAAAGGAGAGUUGUCCGGGCAGGUGUUGUCGUUCGCUGCCAACACCAUCUACAUGGCCAUCUCCUGCUCCAACCUCCGCAUGAAGCCCCAGACGGGGGACCCAGCCACAGACUCUGGUGUGGACUCGUUGGGCCCAGGUCCUAUUCACAGUACCCCCGGGUUUCCCAGUGCCUCCCGCUCGGUCCCCAGCUCCCUCUUCCCCAAGGUGAAGCGCUCCCAGAGAGCCAGCGAUAUCUACUUUGUGCUGCUGGUCUGGGCUUUCGUGCUGGUCCAGGUCUGGCUCAACCUGUGGAUCCUGCAGCUCCUUCCCAUCCCUGUGGCUGUUUGGGUGAUAAAGAAGCUGGUGCUUCGCUUUGGCCUGAAGGGCUUUGCAGAGCGCAGGCUGGCUUCCUGGUGGGCGGUGCUUGAGCAGUUUGCGCGUGAGCGACAGGAGGCCCUUCUGCCUGGACCAAUCAAAGGGCUGGCUCAGUUCCUGCUCCGCAGUGACACCAAGCUGUGGCAAUGGCUUAACGAGAAGAUGAUCGUAUGGUUGGAACGUUCCCUGGAUAAAAUCAUCAGCAUCUUCAUCAUCUUCCUACUGGUGACAGGGACCCUGCUGAUGGCUCUGCUCCUCACUGCCAUGGUCCACCACGAGAGCGCGCACAUCAUCGACGUCACCAGCAACCUGAUCAACGAGACGGUAUCCAACCACCCCGAGUGGGCCAACUGGCUGCCGGAGGCCUGCGUGGUGCAGAAGGUCCUGAACUCAGCAGCCACCAACGUCUACCAGCACGGGAGGGAGUGGAUCACGCAGAAGCUUCAUAAGAUGCUGGGAGACAAGGUGAACCACACAGACGUCAUCGAGAAGCAGGUCCUGGAGCUCUGGGACAGACUGUACCAUUCCUGGUUUGUUAAGAACGUGACCCAGUCGGGCCGGCCGCGCGGCCACAAGGUGUCUGCCCAGAGGCAAAACAGCUGGCUGGGGACGGACAUCCUAGACUGGAAGGACGUGGCCUCCUUCGCACAGGAGAACAUCGAGACCCUGCUGUCGAUCCUGGAGUCCUUGUGGGUGGUGAUGAGUCGCAACGUGGGCCUUCUCAUCUCCACGACCACCACGCUGCUGACCGUUCUGUUCCACAGCGGCACGGCACUACUCAACUUUGUGCUGAGUCUGGUGAUCUUCCUCACCACCCUGUUCUACUUGCUGAGCUCCAGCGGGGAGUACUACAAGCCCGUCAAGUGGAUCAUCAACCUCACGCCCCUGUCCCAGCCCGGGCCAUCCUCAAACAUCAUCGGCCAGUCGGUGGAGGAGGCCAUCAGAGGUGUGUUUGACGCCUCUCUGAAAAUGGCUGCCUUCUACGGCCUCUACACCUGGCUGACGCACACUAUAUUCGGCAUCAACAUCGUCUUCAUCCCGUCUGCUCUGGCUGCCAUCCUGGGUGCGGUGCCCUUCCUGGGGACCUACUGGGCGGCGCUGCCGGCCGUGUGUGACCUGUGGCUGGCCCAGGGGGAGGGCGUGAAGGCCCUGCUGCUGCUCGUCUGCCACCUGCUGCCCACCUACUUUGUGGACACGGCCAUCUACUCGGACAUCUCAGGGGGCGGGCACCCCUACCUGACUGGCCUGGCGGUGGCCGGCGGGGCCUACUACCUGGGCCUGGAGGGCGCCAUCAUCGGGCCCAUCCUGCUGUGCAUCCUGGUGGUGGCGGCAAACAUCUACAGCGCUAUGCUGACCAGCCCCAGCUCCACCCUGCCCACUCCCGUGCAGCCCUCCUGGCCGCUCGGGCCUGGCAGGGUGUUCCUAGACACGACUCCCACCGUUCCGAAGAAGGCCCGUGAGUAAGGCAGUGGUCGCAGUCUUCUAGUCUUCACCCUUCAGGGGUUGCCCUCACUGAGUCGUCUGCGGAGCGUUCGCUAAUCCAUGACGGCAACUUCUCUGGCCAGAGGACACACGUGAUGAAAACAAGAUUCUAGAGGGCAGGCCGGCCUUUGGAGACCAUUUACUACAAGCUUGCUAUUUUUAAUAGUGGAAUAAUCCAAUUCUCGGAGAACACAGUGCCUAUGUUAAUGUUCUUAUUCUGACAAAUGGCCAAAUGCUAUGAGAAAAUGUUUGGCCAUAAUUUGAUUGGGAAUGCCAAAUUAAUUAGAGAUAAUUUGAUGAUCAAAAUCUAGUGUGAGGAGGCUGCUUUGCGUGGUCUGGUCGGCGCUGCCCUUACCUCGUUCUCUUGGCGUCCAGCUGGAUCAAGCAGGAUUUAUAUUACAAGUUGUUUGGCUCGAACUCUUCCUCCUGAAGCAAUGUUUAUAUAUAUUUAUAGAGAAUAAGUCAUUUUUUCCACAUACCCCCUGGACCAGGGUCUUGGUACCCUUUUGUUUAUAUUUCUGUUUUAAUGUCCGUACUGCUGACCCUAUUUAACAAUAAUAGUUUAUAUCUGCUACUUUUGCUGUACAUGACGCAAGUAGCCACAGCGAUAUUUGUCUUGAUUGGGUGACUUUUUACAAAGGUAGAAAAUAAUAAGUUCUGUAAUAUUUCAGGAGGAUUUAUUUUGCUGCCUGAUUUUCUUUUGUCUUGACGUGUUUGUAUACAACAGACACACAAAGGUAUCCAUACACACACACACAAACUAGCUCAGCAAUGGCUCGGUCUGUUUCAACACGUAGCGUUGUGUUGCGAAGACUACAGCUUGGCUGACUCCUUCUACAAGCACUUUUCUGCCUAAUUUCUAUCAGUCUACCCAUGAGGAAAAGGCCCAUGUCAUGGUUAUAUUAAGAAUUAGGACGGGUGAAUUAUAAAUCUGAUGCCAGACACUAAUGUGUAUACCAUCUUCCAGUAUUUUUAAGAAAAAAAACAAAUUCACUUUACUGGGAGUUAACACCAACACAGUUGAAUAUGAUGUUUUAUUUUUUUUUGACUGAAUAUUAAGGAACUGUUUACAUCAUUUGGAGCUUUAAUGAAUAACUUGUGAUUCAUUAGUAUGUGAUGCACAUAUUCUCAUGAAUGCCUACUGUGUUGGCUUCCCACUCUCACUCACACUGGGACUCGUCUCGGUACGGUCGUUGGGCGACUCGUUCCACUGGUUCACUAAUGUAAUGUUAAUGUGCGGUAGAAGAUUUCUGUGAUGUUUUUAUACGUGCACAGAUCUAAUAAACAUUACCAUUUUACCAA
Messenger RNA from Gadus morhua (Atlantic cod), 4151 nucleotides. It is a transcript of the gene tmem245, whose product is annotated as transmembrane protein 245. NCBI's taxonomy places the organism in Eukaryota, Metazoa, Chordata, Actinopteri, Gadiformes, Gadidae. The record is from RefSeq and is a predicted model, not a curated record. The transcript has 19 exons. Bases 138 to 2831 code for a protein of 897 amino acids.